Molecule: messenger RNA, 744 nt
Organism: Melopsittacus undulatus (budgerigar)
Lineage: Eukaryota; Metazoa; Chordata; Aves; Psittaciformes; Psittaculidae
Product: thioredoxin-related transmembrane protein 1-like
Exons: 1
Cellular component (GO): endomembrane system
Molecular function (GO): disulfide oxidoreductase activity
Source: RefSeq, a predicted model, not a curated record
UGAAGGUGCCACAGCAUGUGGUGGGAGCUGCUGCACAGAGAGUGGAUGGUGGAGUCCUAUGCCCCUUGGUGCCCCGCCUACCAGAACCUGCAGCCCGAGUGGGAGAAGUUUGCUGAGUGGGGCGAGGACCUGGAAGUGAACAUCGCCAAAGUGGAUGUCACGGAGCAGCCGGGAUUAAGUGGACGAUUUGUCAUAACAGCUCUUCCUACCAUCUAUCACUGUAAAGAUGGGGAGUUCAGGAGAUACCGGGGUACAAGGACUAAAUCUGAUUUCAUAAAUUUCAUUAGUGGCGAGGAAUGGAAAUCUAUUGAACCAGUUUCAUCACAGUUUGGUCUUUCCUCUUUCCUGAUGAGCAGUAUGUCAGCUUUGUUCCAGUUGUCAAUGUGGAUCAGCCACUGCCAUAAUUAUUUAACAGAAAAUGCUGGAAUACCAGUCUGGGGCUGGUAUGCUGUGUUUACAUUGGCAACUUUAUUCUCAAGACUGAUACUGGGACUUAUAAUCGUGUUCUUAGCAGACUGUAUCUGUCCAUCCAAAAAAUAGAGACCGCCACAAUGCCCUCACUCAAGAAAGCUAGCUCCAGAGUCAGCUCAGCUGCUGAAAAAGCUGGAUGAAGAGCAGGAAGCAGAUGAAAAAGAUAUCUCAGAUGAUGAAAUCGAGAGUGAAGAAGUGUCUGACAGAAAUUCAUCACCAAAUGCUGUAAAGCAGCGCCCAGUGUUCACUGCUGCCACAGUGGAUAAAUCUUAG